Messenger RNA from Salvia miltiorrhiza (redroot sage), 1569 nucleotides. RefSeq lists its product as uncharacterized. The transcript has 2 exons. The coding region runs from base 116 to 1432 and encodes 438 amino acids. Lineage: Eukaryota; Viridiplantae; Streptophyta; Magnoliopsida; Lamiales; Lamiaceae. Gene Ontology annotation, molecular function: nucleic acid binding; zinc ion binding. The record is from RefSeq and is a predicted model, not a curated record.
UACACCUUCAUCAGUGAUCAACAGAAAGUAAGCAAUCUUUCAACCUAUUUUAACAACUUAUGCAUUCAACUUGUAAUAUACAUUCACACUUGUAUUUUUCAAAUAACAGGGGCUGAUGAAUGCUGUGAGCAAUUAUGCUCCAAGGGCAGAGCAUCGGAAUUGUGCCCGCCACAUCUACAUGAAUUGGAAGAAAGACAAUAAAGGAGCAACUUUGAAGACAAUCUUUUGGAAGGCUGUCAGAGCUACAACCGAACAACAAUACAAGAAGGUUCUUGAGGAGAUGAAGGCUGAGAGUGUUGGAGCUUACCAGAGCUUCAUUGAGAGGGACACUUCGAAAUUCUGUAAGGCCUUUCUAUCUUGCAAACCUUGUUCGGACAUGGUAGACAAUAAUAUAAGUGAGACUUUCAAUGGCUGGAUACUUAGUGCUAGGGGAAAACACUUGAUACACUGUAUGGAAGAGAUCAGGACAGCCCUUAUGAUGAGGCAAGUGAAAAAAUUACAUGAUAUGGCAGUGGUUUCUGAUAGGCUUUGUCCUAUGAUCAACAAAAAACUUGAGAAAAUGAAGUUUCAGUCUAGGAACAUGAACACUAUACCUGCACUUGGGGAUAAGUUUGAGGUAGAUGACGAGGGUGAGAAAUAUGUUGUCAAUAUUCCACAGAGGACAUGUACAUGCAGAGUCUGGGAGCUUACUGGUAUACCUUGCACACAUGGUCUUGCUGCCAUCAAGUACUUGAAUGAUGAUGCAUCUAACUUUGUGCAUGAGUAUUACACAAUUUCCAAGUAUUUGCAGGCUUAUAAAUAUGCAUUGGAGCCACUGAAUGGUCCAUUGCAUUGGCCACAGUGUGAGGGUAGUGUGAUUAAGCCUCCAACAGUGAAGAACAUGCCUGGGCGGCCUAAGAAGAAUAGGAUUAGGGAUCCCCAUGAGGUUGAUCCCAAAAAUCCUAAUAGGCUGAAAAGAAAAGGGCUAGUAAUGACUUGUGGUAACUGUGGUGAGCGUGGUCAUAACACAAGGGGCUGUAAGAAGGAGAAGGUCGAGAAGCCAACAAAAGAAAAGGGAGCAAAGGGGAGGCCUAAGAAGAAUGAGGCUACAACAAAGGACAAGGGGAAGAUGCCUGUGAUAUCCAAGGCAGAGCAAAAGCAGAUUGCCAUGGAGAAGGCAAUUGCAAUGAGGGGUGCUGGACUCUACAUCAGUGAGGGCAGUGGCAACCAAUACUUUAGGACACCUGAUCAAAGGGGUGUCACCCAUACCACCCACGGAGGAGAAUCAGGUGGCAGAGGAAGAGGAAGACCAAGGGGUGGUGCAAGAGGAAGAGCUCGGGGUGGUGCAAGAGGAAGCGCUCGAGGUGGUGCAGCCGGCAGUGUUGCAAGCAAUCUGCCGUCAGGAAGCACAUUGUUGGAAUGCUCAGCUACACAAGAGAGCAUUAACAAGUGAUUGAAGACUACAACAACUUUUGAUUUGCUUUUGAAUCUAGGCUUUUGAAUGUCAGUGUUGGAUAAACAUAAAACUAUUCCACCUUUCUGUACAUUAUAACCUUUUUUUGGCACUUUUGAAUCUGAAAUGAUGAAUGA